UCGUCUCUUUCCACAGCCGUUGUCAGCGACGCGCUUGGUUUCCAUGGGGACGGCGCCGGCGGGCGUCAGCGCUCACCAUGGAGCUAGCGACAUAGCAGUGUCGGCGAUGCCGAUUGGGUGCGCGGGGCUCGAUGUCUGAGCACGGGACGCUCUGAUUGGGUCCGAGCGGUUAACGCUGCUGGAAAGUAAACGGAGCUGCUUGGCUUGGAGGGGGAAAGAGAGAGUCUCUGCGAACCACCGCCUGUCCGUUAACACCAUGAGAAGCCGGAAUGUUGUUUUAAUACUGUCUAACUGAAGCUAUAAAAUGCUUGAGCAAGACAAGAAGACCAAAGUUGCAGUAAAAACAGCAGAUGCCAAACUCAAAAGAAGUCCAGACAAAUUUCUUUUGUUUUAGAGAAUAUUCAGACCUGAAGCGACUACUUAAUCUUUUGAAUGUACCAGCAAGCAAACAGCAGUUGCCAGCUUUAAAUGUUGACAAAGGCCAUGGAAUAGUCACUAAAUCACAACAACAACGUUUUGUUCAAGGGAAACAAAACGAUGGAAUUCGAUAUGGGGAGCAGCAGCAACAAUCAACUGAAGCUGUGGAACUUGAAGCUUUUAGCUAUCCUUUGCUAAACUCAAGAAGAAACAAGAAGUUUCUUGUCAACAAAUGAGAGUCAAGGUUAUUACAAGUACAACAAGGGAAUACUGUGGAUUGGUGGUCUAGAUGACCAAAUUGCUUCUCCAGUCUGAAACUUCUGCUAUCUUAUUUUUUUCCUGACCUCUACCACUUCAUGGGCACUUAGGGACAGGUGACAAAUGUUGUCCCAGUCAGCAACACCCAGAUCCAGUGAAAGAAUAAAAUAAACUGUAGUUUCCCACCUGCUAAUAUAACCAAGGCAAGCCUGUGAUUUAUGCUGUUUAUGGCUUUGCUAUAUUGUUCUUGGGUUCCUCAAAUUACACACAGUAUUUUAAGUAUGUCCUAAUCAAUGCCUUAUGUACAUCUGUGACAUCUGGUAUAUUUUAUGACCUUUUAUGACUUUUUAUAUAGUGAAAGCAUAUUUAUUUUGAGUUAUGUAUUUAAGUCAUCACUAGUUUUCUCUGUUUAUCCACAACAUUCAGCUACUUUUGUUUGAUUGUGACACCUAUUACUUGUUUCCCCUCCCAAAAAAUGUUAAAUUAUAUUCAUAUUAAAUUACCUGCUCACGUGAAUGAGUUGUCUGUGUUUCCCUGAUCUUCUUUA
Messenger RNA from Chiloscyllium plagiosum (whitespotted bambooshark), 1222 nucleotides. NCBI's taxonomy places the organism in Eukaryota, Metazoa, Chordata, Chondrichthyes, Orectolobiformes, Hemiscylliidae. The record is from RefSeq and is a predicted model, not a curated record.